CAUGCAGGUCUUUGCCUACAGACCAUCAGCAUAGCUCUCCUAUUGAAGGCCCAUCUGUGCUUCCAGCCUGCCACUGCAAAGUUACUAACCAUUCCUGCUAAGCUGAGCUGCAGCUCCCCAUUCCUCCUGGUAACUGAGGGCCGCCUACUUGUUUCUUGACUCUUCUGCUAUAACCAGUAAUGCCUGGAUGUCUAAGAGUCAGAGAAACCCUCCACGCAGGCCCGGGCCCUAUUUCCGGCCCAGGACUCCCUGAAUCUGCUCUGGCCUCAAUUCUCACCUCUGAUUGCUUUUCCCACCUCUGAGCAGUGCGUCUGCAAUUCCCUGAUUCCCAGAAUCUGCCAGGGGAAUGGUACGGAAAACAAAGAACUUCAGCAAGUUCAGUAUCCCAAGAGGCUCUGCUCAGCGGAAGGACAGACACAGACUGACAGACUAACUAGCCAACCAGGGCCUAUGUGAGGGCCUGGCAGUCGGAAGAGGAGAGAACCACGAUGCAGGGUCCACCCACUUGAGCGAGCAGCAUUAAGUCAUUGGUGCGUUGUCCUUUUGCCUAACUGCUGCGUACUGAGGGAAGCUUCCGCAAGCUCUGAAGUUGCGACAUGGCCAGGAUAUGUUCACUGCCCGCAAAGGCAGUUACAUAUGAUGAUGUGCAUUUGAACUUCACUCGGGAAGAGUGGGCUUUGCUGGAUCCUUCCCAGAAGAGUCUCUACAAAGACGUGAUGCUGGAGACCUACAGGAACCUCAGUGCUGUAGGCUAUUACCUGGAAGACCACAGUAUUGAAGAAAAUUGUGAAAAUUCUAGAAGACAUGGAAGGCAUCUUCACUGGGAUGAAAGAAUUCACACUGGUCUGAAACCCUAUGAAUGUGUGCAAUAUAAUGAGGAAUUUCCAAGUCACAAUCAUCUACAGAUACAUAAAAGAACACUGACCGGAGCCUUUGUACACUGUACUGGUCUUCAAAUAUAUACAAGAAAACACACAAGAGAGAAGCCCUGUGAUUGCAAACCCUGUAGUAAAGCCUUUGCAUGCCACAGUCAUCUGCAAUGCAAUAAGAGAAUGCAUGCUAGAGAGAAACACUAUGCAUAUGACCAAUGCUGUAAAGGCUUUGCACAGAUCAGUAGUCUUCAAGGGCUUGAAAGAGCACAUACUGGAGAGAAGCCUUAUGAAUGCAGCCAGUGUAGCAAAGCCUUUGCCCAUCACAGUGAUCUUCAACACCAUAAAGGAACACAUACCAGAGAGAAGUCCAGUGCAUGUAACCAAGGUGGCAAAGCCUUUGCCCAUCACAAUGAUCUUCAGAGGCAUAAAAGGACACAUACUGGAGAGAAGGCAUAUGAAUGUAAACAUUGUGGUAAAGCCUUUGCUCGUCACAGCCAUCUUCAAAGGCAUAAAAGAACACGUACUGGAGAGAAGCCCUAUAAAUGUAACCAAUGUGGUACAGCCUUUGCUUGUCACAGCCAUUUUCAAAGCCAUAAAAUUACACAUACUGGAGAGAAGCCGUAUGCAUGUAACCAAUGUGGCAAAACCUUUGCCUAUCCCAGUUAUCUUCAACGUCAUAAAAGAACACAUACAGGUGAGAAGCCCUAUGAAUGUAACCAAUGUGGCAAAGCCUUUGCAUUUCACCGCUAUCUUCAUCGCCAUACAAAAACACAUACUGGAGAGAAGCCAUAUGAAUGUAACCAAUGUGGUAAAGCCUUUGCUCGUCACAGCCAUCUUCAAAGGCAUAAAAGAACACGUACUGGAGAGAAGCCCUAUAAAUGUAAACAAUGUGGUACAGCCUUUGCUUGUCACAGCCAUUUUCAAAGCCAUAAAAUUACACAUAUUGGAGAGAAGCCCUAUGCAUGUAACCAAUGUGGCAAUGCCUUUGCCCAUCACAAUGAUCUUCACCGUCAUAAAAGGACACAUACAGGAGAGAAGCCCUAUGAGUGCAACGAGUGCGGUAAAUUCUUUUCACGUCGAAGUAAUCUGCAAUGCCAUAAAAGGACACAUACUAGAGAGAAGCCCUUUUAAUUUAACCAGUGUUGUAAAAAUUCUUCCUUUCACAGUCACCAUCAAAGUCAUAAAAGAACACAUCCUAGAGAAAAUCCCUGUGAAUAUAACCAAAUUUGGUAAAUCUUUUGGACAGAAUGGUAAUUUUCAGAGGUAUAAAAGAAUAGAUACUAUAGAGAAUGUAAUCAACGUGAUAAAGCCGUUGCUUGUUAUAGCCAUCAGCAAUACCAUAACAGGACACAUAUUGUGGAGAAGGCUUAUGAAUGUAAUGACUGUGGUAAAGCCUUUGCACACAACCAUGAUCAUCAAAGACAUAAAUGGAAACAGUGAAGAGAAACCCUAUGCAUAUAUCCAAUGCUGUAAAGCCUUUGGUCAUUAUGGUGGUCUUCAAAGGCCUCCAAAUGACACAUUGCAGUGAGGCCCUAUGCAUACAGUCAACUUGAUUAAGCCUUCGCAUAUCAGAGUCUCCUAAUGCAUGAAAGGAAUCAUACUGGAGAGAUAUAGUGGAUGUGUAUGUCUGACUCUUUUCCUGAUCUUGCAAUGCAUUUCCAACCAGGAUUUGUUCCUAUUCUUAUUGUCAUAUGUAAUCAGUUGUUCAGUUGAUAUCCCCAAAAGUUCUGCUCUUUUUUUUUAAGGAAUUGGCAGGGGACUGGAUCUGGGUGUGAUGGUUGGGAG
Molecule: messenger RNA, 2657 nt
Organism: Rattus rattus (black rat)
Lineage: Eukaryota; Metazoa; Chordata; Mammalia; Rodentia; Muridae
Product: zinc finger protein 431-like
Exons: 4
Coding region: 597-2003 (468 amino acids)
Biological process (GO): regulation of transcription by RNA polymerase II
Molecular function (GO): RNA polymerase II cis-regulatory region sequence-specific DNA binding; DNA-binding transcription factor activity
Source: RefSeq, a predicted model, not a curated record